UAAUUGUUGAAUAGAUAGCUUUUUCCUUUAACAGAAUUAAAAGAAACAAGAAAGUUAGCAGAAACAUUGGCUGCUAUGACAGAUAUAGGUAUAACAGAUAAUCUACAACAACAGGUGUUUCAGUUAUUAUAUGGUAUAUUAUACACAGGUAAUAUAGAUUUUACACCUGUGGAUGAAGAAUCAAGUGCUGUAGCAGAUACUUUAGACUGUACAAGAAUAGUGGAUAAAUCUUAUAUAGAAAUAGCAGUUACUUCAACAGCAAUGGAUAAGGCAUCUGAACAAUUAGGAUUAUCUAGUGAUCAGUUAGAGAAGGUGUUUUUACAUCGGAAUAUCCAGUCUGGUAGUAAAGCAAGACGUAGUGUAUUUGUGAAACCUGUUUCUAUCGUGGAUGCUAAAAAUAGACGUGAUUGUUUAAUUAUGCUACUUUAUUCCAGAUUGUUUGAGUGGUUAGUUGAUUUUAUCAACAGAGAAAUACAAACAGAUGAAUAUCACAGUACUAUAGGUUUAUUAGAUAUUUAUGGUUUUGAGAUGUUUGAAACUAACAGUUUAGAACAACUUUGUAUAAAUUAUGCUAAUGAGAAAAUACAACAACAUUAUGUGUCACAUUUUCUUAAAGAUUUACAGAAAGAGUAUGAGUUAGAAAGAAUAGAAUGGUCUAGUAUAAAUUAUACUGAUAAUCAACCCUGUUUAAAUAUAUUGGAAGGAAAACAAAGUAUAUUUGGUGUAUUAAAUGAAGAAGUUUAUCUGAGCAGAAAAUCAAAUAAAAGAAUUCUUGGAGAACGGUUACUGGAGAUUGGAAAUGGAACAUCCUCGGCAAUUAAAAAACCCCGUAAAUUUUCUGGUGAACCAAGUUUUAUUGUAAAUCAUUAUGCAGGAGAAGUUAGAUAUACCGUUGAUCAACUUGUUACUAAAAAUAAGGAUAAUAUACCUGUUGAAUUAAUCAAUUUAUUGAAAUCAAGUAAUAACAGUUUUAUACAAGCAUUAUUUUCAACAUAUCAAACAACUGAAUCACCAGGCAAGAAAAAGAAAACAGUUUUAGCUAAAUUCAAGAGCUGUUUAGAUGGUUUAAUGACAUCAUUAAAUAGGUCUGAUGUACAUUAUAUAAGAUGUAUUAAACCUAAUACUGUCAGUCAACCUGGUGUAUUUGAUAGAUCUUAUGUCACACAACAACUACGUGCCAGUGGUAUACUGGAAACAGUUGAAAUAUGUAGACAAGGUUUUUCAGCCAGGAUUAUUUACUGGGAGUUUUUACAGAGAUAUGGUUUAUUAAUACCCGAUUCGUCAUCAGUACCUGUACGGGAGUCCACUAGCUCUAGUUCCGAGAAUGACCAAUCUUUUGACAUGGAUCCUUUAGAUACACUAUUUAGAAAACAGUUUGAUUUACCCAAUGCUCCUAAACGUACGCCUACACCAAAGAAAACUCUACGCAGGAGAACAGGAACUUCACCUGGAGAUCAUGCCAGACAUUGUUGUGCAGCCAUUUUGAAACUUGUAUUUGGAGGGGAUGAAAUGGUUAAAUUUAGACAACAAUUUGGUAAAUCGAAGCUCUUUUUACAUCAGUCACAGUUAGAGAAGUUAGAGUCAACAAGAGCUGAUGUACUAACAAGACAUAUAACAGUUUUACAGUGGGCUGUUAGAAGAUACCUUAUUCGUAAAACAUUUCAUCGCAAAUAUGCAGCCAAGAAAAUCUGGAGGUUUUGGUUGAAACAUCAGAGCAGAAAAAUGUCAGAAAGGAGAAAUGUGGCUGCUAGUGCCAUACAAACAGCAUACAGAAAGUGGAGAACAAUAAAACAAAUAAUUCAAAAUAAGAAGGCAGCGGAGCAGCAAAUAUCAACCAAUCAAAAGUCUUGUUACAUUCCUGAUGGUAGUGGAGAUUUUGGGAUACGUGUUAAUAAACACCAAGAAGAAUGUCUAACUGAAUCUUGUGAAAGAUUGAAGAUGUGUGCUACAGAGUUGACAAGUGUUCAAUCUGAUAUACCAAAACACAGUGCCAGUGAUAAGGCACCAAUAAAAACAACAAAUUCUGUUUUAAAAUUAAAUCAAGAAAACGCGCCCCGAGUGACCAUGUAUUCCAACAUUCCCGGUUCUACUAUAUUCCCUAAUGAGGAUUCACCUAGUGGCGUAACUGAAACUUAUAAGCGCAUCAUGGAAACAAGCUUAAGUGAAGAUGAUACCGAGAAUAAUAGACCACCAUUAAAGAAAUUGAAAGUAGCAUGUCACACAUAUAAAAACCUUAAAAAUGUAUCAGUAUCAGAUGGUAUUUUAACAAGGAGACGACUACCUAAGACUAAUCUUUGGUUUCACACACGUACCAGUGUAUUAAGGAAUGCUCAUAUUGCUCCAUUGAAAGAAAUACAGUGUUCAAUAACAGACUGUUUAAAAGAUAAAAAAACUAAUAAUAGUAGUACAUCAAACUCCUAGAAAGUCAGAACAUAUGAAAAGUGUUGAUAAUAAAUUGUUUGUUUACUAUAGUAAUAAAAUACAACCCUCAUUGAUGAGAAUAAUAAAUACGGUUCUGGUUUGACCACACAGUGCUUUAAUGUGUAUUAUAAUGUAUAUGGUUUUAUUAUUUGUUAAAUAGUUAGGCCACAUAAAAAUUAUUCUUUUGCUUUGUCUAGCUUGUCACCUUCAAAGGUUGUAUGGGAAUAAAAUAAAAAGUGUGAUUUUUCUACGAUCUCAGUAAAAAGAUUUGCAUAAUUUAAAUUUACAUACUGUAGAUGAACCUUAGAUCCAUACUUUUCACAUGGCGUUUCUGAGAAGGCAUCAAAGCUAUAGUGAUAAUUUGACAAUGUUUUACUUUUAAGGGUAUUCUGAGAACCAGGAUAUAUUUUGGUAUGACCUAAAAGUAGAAGAUGAUGUUUCAUUAUUGUUUAUGUUAAGUAUAAAAAUAAUCUGUUUAUGUGUGAUCUGGUGAUUGGUUAAUGGGAACAUCCUGAUAUUAACAGAGACUAAGAAAUAAAAGUCUGUGUAUGUAUGAAAUUUAAAUGCCAAAAUAUACAGGAAUCUGUAUUUACCUUGUCUGAAAAUAUCACCUCAAAAUAUUGAGUCGUUUGGACGUGAACUUUAAAACCUCUUAUCCGGACAUGUAACCCUUUUUAGAUUUCGAGUUAAUUUUUUCGUUGGGUGACCUGAUAAUUUAUUACCGUGCCUUGAGAGGUCAAAACAGUGUGUGGUGCAUGUGCUGUACUGGAUAACGAACUGUAAAUUUCACCUACACAUUAUUUUUAUAAAAUAAAAGUCUGGUUUUAUCCAGACAUCGUAUAAUACAGAUUGGGACACCGGUCUCCAUUUCCAGAUGAAGACUGACAGGUUUAAGUUGUUUGAAAAUGUAUUACGUAUAUUGAGUUAGUUGCUCGACCCUAAGGUAGAGGUUUUUAAGGGCUUUACACACAAAAUUAAACAGUUUUAUUCUCCAAUAUAUAAUCGAGAUUGGACCUUUAACUACUUGUAUUAAUUAAUAUAUUGAAGAGUAAAUAUAGAAAUUUUUAUUCCUACAAUAUAUACAAACUCGGGCCUAGAAAUAAUGAUAUAGAUGGAAAUGAUCAACUAGUAUCAGACAUUUUUAACUUUGUACCUGAUGUGUACUAUAAAUAUUAUUAAAAACACAGAUAAAUAUGUGCAAGACUUUAAAAUGGCAGGCACGACAGGAAUUGGGCUUGAAAAACCUAAAUUUGUUCCUAAAAAAAGUCUGUCUUAUUUCCAUGCUUUCACAAACAUCAAAUAUAUUCAUAACUGUAUACAAUAUAAAUUUCUUAUAUCUUCUUUGGGAAUAUGUGUUUACCAGUAAUUAUUAUGCUCUGUUUUGGUAUUGUAUGUUCUAUCUGUGUUGUGCGGUGCAGUUGUUCUACAUUUUGUAGCCUGCGGUAUUUGUGUGUGAUGCUAGGUUCCCACUGUCGUGCGAUGCGUUACGAAAGGAUUGUCCCUAUUGAGUCCACGAUCUGGUACGCGCAGAUACGUUCGUUUACGUUCCGAUACGAUCAACACGAUUGCUACGACUGACCUCAAUAUAUGAUAAGACCUGAUUGGAUCACCACGAUUAUUCCAUGAUUAAAACUACGAUUUCAAUCUAGCGCGAAUCGUGAUAGUGGGAACCUAUCAUUAGGGCACAAGAUUCACUGGAUAAGAAUAUGACAUGUUAGUUCAAGCAUGACCUAAUCAAUCUUUAUCUAUUUAUAUAAUAUAGUGUGUGAUUAUAAGGACCGGUAACACUUCUCAAAUUAAAAACUGAAUUUUCUAUUAAUGAAUAUCUACUGUAAAUACUCUUGUGAUGGGAAAAUGUAUUGUUUGUUAUUGAAAUUAUGUACAGAGAAAUACUUGUGAAUUAUAUAAAUCUUAUAUUUGAAGUCUG
Messenger RNA from Patella vulgata (common limpet), 4348 nucleotides. RefSeq names its product unconventional myosin-XIX. Gene Ontology annotation, molecular function: microfilament motor activity; ATP binding; actin filament binding. Bases 76 to 2421 code for a protein of 781 amino acids. The transcript is spliced from 15 exons. Gene Ontology annotation, cellular component: myosin complex; actin cytoskeleton; vesicle. Gene Ontology annotation, biological process: actin filament organization; vesicle transport along actin filament. Lineage: Eukaryota; Metazoa; Mollusca; Gastropoda; Patellidae. The record is from RefSeq and is a predicted model, not a curated record.